GAAAGCGCCACUGUCACGACGUCACUCGUGUAUCUAUAGUUUCCUUCUGUUUUGAAACCCAAGCUUAGUGAAAUAGUUCCUUGAGAAUUAUUGUAAAGGAUAUCAAGAAGUGUAUUUAUUAUAGUGCGAAUCUACAGAUUUUCUGCGAUGGAAAAGAGGGUCGCCUUGGAAUCCAGAGGGAGGAAUCCUUCACAGCUGAAAGAACUAAAUUUGGACAAUUGUCGGAGCACCAACAUUCUUGGACUCACAGAUGAAUUUGUCAAUCUUGAAAUUCUCAGUCUCAACAAUGUCGGUCUCACAACAUUAAAAGGUUUCCCAUCACUCCCAAAGUUGAGGAAGUUGGAACUGUCUGAUAACAGAAUUUCAAAUGGUCUAAAUUUCCUCAAUGGCUGUAAGAAGCUGACACACUUAAACUUGUCAGGCAACAAAAUCAAAGAUUUAGAAACUCUGAAGCCAUUGGAAGAAUUUGAAAAUUUGAAAAAUCUUGACCUUUUUAAUAAUGAAGUUACCUGUAUUGAAGAUUACAGGAGUAAGGUGUUUGCGUUACACCCAUCAUUAAAGUAUUUAGAUGGAUUUGAUAAGGAAGACAGAGAGGCUGAAGACAGUGAUGCAGAAGAAGAAGAUGAAAUGAAUGGAAAUAAUGAUAGUGAAGAAGAUGGCUCUGAUGUAGAGGAGGAAGAAGAUGACGAGGACAUCUCACUUAGUGCAGUCUAUAAUGAAAAUCUUGAAGAAGAGAGCUCAGCAAGCUCAUUGUAUGAAGGCAGUGAUGUAUCUGAGGAGGAGGAUGUAGAUGAAGAAGAUGGUGAUGGUGAGAAUGAUGCAGACGGAGAGCACAAUAAUAAGGUGCAAGAUGGCGAGGAAAAUGCAGACGGUGUGCCUGAAGAAAGUACUCGGGGUAAAAAACGGAAACACGAGGACGACGAUGAGAAUUGAGAGUUGCCUUAAGCGGAGUUAUCUUACUAGUUUGUAAGUGUACAGCGCUCCGAUGCAUCGGACAAUAAACCUGGGCCUAUACCACGAUCACUUAAAUUCAAUUAAGUUCCCGUAGGAUGAGUGCAUGCUACAAUAACUGUUAAUAAGAAUGGCACACUCGGAGGAAUAGUGAAUUUUGGAGGUCGUAGUUAGAGCCACA
Achroia grisella is the source of this 1132-nucleotide messenger RNA. RefSeq names its product acidic leucine-rich nuclear phosphoprotein 32 family member A (gene Mapmodulin). Gene Ontology annotation, cellular component: nucleus. The record is from RefSeq and is a predicted model, not a curated record. NCBI's taxonomy places the organism in Eukaryota, Metazoa, Arthropoda, Insecta, Lepidoptera, Pyralidae. Gene Ontology annotation, molecular function: histone binding. Bases 148 to 933 code for a protein of 261 amino acids. The transcript has 6 exons.